AUGGUAGAGCGAGAUUCUGCAAGGCAGAAUCUAUCAUGAGAUUUGUGGUUUGUAGUUUAUUUCGUAGCAAGCGAGUUCAUAGCGAUUUUGUUCGAUAUGUACUGCAGCGCCGACGUGACGAGUUGUAGCUGGAUGGUGAAGCUGUCUUCGGCAUUCGUAUCACGUGAAACAAGAGCAAUACGAAAGGCAAAAAUGAACCGAAGCCGCACUAGGUGCCCUCUCUUGAAAAAAAAUCAUAUCGUAAAACAGCAACACCACCACCUCCAAGGGGGAUAAGCAUCCAAAAACAAAAAGAACCAUGAAGCAACUCGAAGUUGUGAAGCUGCACAAGCUUUCGGCGGACCUUUUGAUUCCCAGUCAGCAGAGCUUCUACGUUCGCGUCUGGGUCACGAGGAGCGAUAAAGAGAAGCAGAGGGUGGUGUUCUACGAUUCCGCGGUAGCGGGAGUGGUGGAUGAUGAGACUGUGGAUGCGCCGGAAGUGCAAUUUGUAUUGCACGCGGAAGAUAAGGAGGGAGAGGGUGGUGGUGAACGAGGAGAAGAUCACCACGAGGUAGAAGACCACCCCUUCAUUGUCUCUGACAUCGACGUGAGUACAACUACCGCUGCAAGUAGCGCAUCGUCUUCCUCUUCCACUUCCUCCCCACCCCCUCCGCCGGUCCGGUUCAGUAUCCACCGGAAAGAGUACGCGGACCGCGAGAAACCAAACGACGUGCAAAAAGAUACCUGUGUCGGCGUGGCGCAGCUGUUCUUGCACACGAUCGAGGACCGCGACAGCACGGCGGUGCGCGGGUUGGCGCUGAAAGCCGUGAAGGAUCCAAACGGGGCACUGUCGCCGGGGGAGUUGCAGGUAUAGUGCGGUUGAUGUUUAUUCUGAGGAGGAACAGAUUGAUACUUGCGCUCCCUCGUGCUACGUUUGUUCGCAUUUAUAAAAAUUGCAAUCGUCCUCGUCCUUGUCCGUGCGCUCCACCUUCUAAGAGAUAUCGCAUGGCCGCAACGUGAUGUGUUAACAGAAGUGUGUCAACCGAAUUUGCAACAUCAGAUUCGUCUGCUACCCGAGUCGGACGAUGAGGCGUCAGCUGGGGAGGAACCAGGGCGGGGGUCCGCUGACGCCGGAAUUUCUAAAUCGGAAUCUGGACCAGCAUCCACUACACGACCAGGGGAAUCACGACCCGGAAGCCUGGUUCAGGUAACAGAACGAGACAGCAAAGCAACAAUUCCGAAGCAGCAGGCCGGUAAUACUGGCGUCGGAGACGGCGGGGGAGCAGUAGAGAUGAUCAGUGGAGGCGCAAUAGCACCGAGUAACGACACUCCGAGUGGUGCGCAAGCACAGCGCGCGACCGUGGAGAAGACUCGAACUCCAGCAGUUCAGCCACAAACAGGACCGACCGCAGCUUCCCCGGCGGCACCAAAAAAUGUGAGGACUACUACAGCAGGAUCCACCUCUUCUGGAUCGCAGGCAAUUUCUGCAGAGCGUUCUAGCAAGACAAACACCGCCGGGGGUGAUAAAAGCAAUUCCAACGGGGCAAAAAGAAUGCCCGUCGCAUACGACCAUGAGUACCGGAGUGGGGAUAUCGUGGUCGUAAACGCCGUGGCUGUGGACGACCAGGUGAGGAACAACAGGAGCGGGUCUUCAGGAAGGGCCGGGAGAAAAAAAUCCUCUCCACGAAGGAGACGGCAGAAGAGCGAGCCGAUGUCAACAAGCGAAAGUACCAGCAGCAGUUCUUCCAGCGAGGAAAGCGAUAAAGAUUCCAAGAAGAAAAAGUCUGCUUCCAAAAGGAAAAAGAAAAAGAAAAAGAACCGAGAGAAGUACAACUCGGCUUCGCCGAGUUCGAUUAACAUAAACCUGAUCGGGCAACAAAUCAUCCGGGGGAGCCCGACCGGGAGACGGAUUGUCAGUCCGGUAGGGCGCGGGGGGGCUCCGAUGCGAUUGAUGAGCGAAGGACAACAUGUCGAGGAUGAGGAGGACGAAAGUUUCGAUACGUGAAAAAUUUCUUCUGUAGGAUAAUUAGGUGACAGCCAUUCUGCCCGUAAUACCGUUUCCAACUUUACUUCCGUUCGUUUCAAGGCGAAGAAAUACUACACCGUUAAGCUGCAAGUGCAAAAUGGAACAGUUACUGGUAACGAGUUGUUCUCCUGACUGUCUUCCACUUUCGGUCCGCAAAGUCGUGAUGCUUGCUGG
Amoebophrya sp. A120 is the source of this 2179-nucleotide messenger RNA. The record is from the annotation of a GenBank genome assembly. Lineage: Eukaryota; Dinophyceae; Syndiniales; Amoebophryaceae.